CGUUCCAACAGUUUAGCAUACAUUUUUACCCACUGGUGCGUACUUGUUUAAUUUGUUUUAGUAAGUAUGUAAGUACUUACUUGUUUAAUUUUUUUCAUUAAAUAUUUUUAUAUUUUGCAUCAGUGAGAAAAAAAGUUACGCGUGUUUGUUGCCAUCAGCCAGUUUUUUCAAAGAAUGCACCUUUGGAUCACUCGGUAGCGCGCAGUAAGGCUGCAAUGAAAAAAUGCCAUCAGCCUUGCAGAAGUGGCAACCUCAAUAAUUAUGGUCUGUUGGUUUGGGGAGAAUUACUAUAGUUGUUAACUUAUUAUUCCUUCGUGUCUUUUGCUACGCCGUUCGAUGUUGACUCACACAACCUACUGGGUAGUGUUGAAGUGGUUGCAUUGAAUAUCCGCUUUUGCCAAUAUGUCGGCGGAUGCGAGGCUGUACCAUGCUUAUGGCUUGCGCAACGAUGUUCGCAAUCUACUGUGUUUCGUGGAUGAAAAUAAUGUCAUCUAUCCGGCUGGCUCCAACAUUGUAUACCAUAAUCUGGAGUCCAACCAGCAGCGGUUUAUUCCGCUAACCGAACAGGGAAAUAAUCUCAAAGCCAUGGCUGUGGCGCAGGGCCAGUACCUGGCCUACGCGGAGAGCGCUGUACCGUUCGCCGCGCUGGUCGUCUACGAUCUGGCUACCUUUCGCAAAAAACGAACGAUGGUCACCAAUGAAAUCAACUCCACCACAUGGACGGCAAUUGAUUUCGACGACAGCGGGAAACAAGUGGUCGGAUUAGGCGGGUCUCCGUACAACCUUGUGUACUGGUGGUGGGAGAAGACCCGCCUCCUAGGUACCACUAUUAUCGGGCAGGAGAUGCGACAGAUUAAGAUUGCCCCUGGAAACCCCAAUCGCAUAGCCAUGUGUGCGCCGGGAAUCAUCCGCGUGUAUAAACUGGAAGAGAACCAGUUUAAACUGGAACCGAAAUCAUCAGCUAAGAUCAAUGAGUUCUUUGAGUUUAUCACGCUAGUCUGGAUAAGUGAACUGCGCAUGCUGCUGGGCACUCAAAAAGGGCAGGUGAUUAUCUGGGAGGAUGGGAACUUGGUGAAGGAUGUAAUGGAUCCCACGGCACUUUUAUCCCUGCACACGCUGAAGUUGUCGAAGAAGUCUGAUAUGUCGAUACCGGUUGACAAGAUCGUCGCGCAUCCGAGUGGGUUUGUGUGUACGUAUGGAGCCGGCUUACUGAAGAACUACGAGGCCGCUGCCAACGGCGGGUACGCAUUCCACAAAGACAUUAAAAUCAUGGUAGAAGACAAGAGUUUAGAAUACGGAAUUGUGGAUGAGCAGCAGAUUGUUGAUUUGGCAAUUAGUCCGGCAAAAGACGUUGUGUGUGUUGUCACCGAUAAACGGCAAAUUUUCUCCGCAAAACUUCGGGAUUUACGCCGGUCCAAAGAAGAGUUCUACAGGAUGAAGCCGCUGUUGUACUUUCUUCACAGCGGUGCUGUGACCGGUGUGGAUAUCUGUGUACGAAAGCCGUUGGUGGCCAGUUGCUCCGCCGAUAGAUCGGUACGAAUCUGGAAUUUUUACAAUCGAGAUUGCGAGAUUUGGAAGAAAUUCCCGGAGGAACCGCACUCGAUUGCGCUUCAUCCCAGUGGCUUAUAUUUAUUGGCGGGAUUCACGGACAAACUGAAGUUGAUGCAUAUAUUGAAUGAUGAUAUCAAGACGGUUCGGGAUCUGUCGAUUCGUGGGUGCAAGGAAGUCAAGUUUUGCCGCGGCGGUCAUUUGUUUGCUGCUGCCAACGGCUCUAUAGUUCAGAUUUAUGGAACUGUGCAGUUUGACAAUGUUGCGAAUCUAAAAGGGCACACCGCACGCAUACGCUGCAUCCUGUGGGCUCACGACGAUAUACACCUGUUUACAACGAGCCAGGACGGAUCGUUGUUUGAAUGGGAUAUGCUGCGCGGAGAAAUCAUCCACGAAGUGACCCUACGUGGAACGAUAUUCACAUCAUUAUUCGCCACGGCUGAUGGAGCUACUGUUUUCGGUGUAACGGCGGAAGGCAUCGUCAAGGAAAUCGUCAACGGACAUGUGACUCGAGACAUCAAGUGCCCUAACAUGGUGUUGACCUCAGUUAGCAUGUCUCGCGCUGGACACUGCGUUUUAUUAGGCACCACAGAAGGACUGUUGAAAGCACUUUCGUAUCCGCUUCCAGCGGACGAAAACGCUGAAUUAGUCUGGCUCGAUACACCCGCUCACCAGUCAGAGAUUACCAAAACCAUGGUAUCUUACGAUGACCAGCUACUGAUAACGGCCGGCGCGGACGGCAGUGUCUUCGUGUGGAAAGUGGUAGAAGGCGAGAUCGCCCGCAUUCUACGCCGCGACAAACCCUCGCCCUAUUCGGACGAACUGCUCAUCGAACGCAAAGAGCUGGACUUAAAGAAUGCCCAUAUUCUGGAGCUGACCACUAAAGCUGAGGAAAUUCAGCUGGAGCACGAGUACCAAAAGCGCGCCAAAGACUCGGUGUUUAAUGAAAAGAUUAAAGACCUCACCGAGAGUUUCACUAAGGAUAUUGAAAUGCUGAAAAGCAAAAACGAGCGAUUGGUUCAAGAAAAAGACCAGAAUGACCAGCAGCAUCAACAAGAUAUGGCAGUGCUGAUCGCCAAGUUCAACCAUGACCUUUUGGAGCAAGAGCGUAUUACCAAUCAAAAGCUGCUGCUGGAAUAUGAAAAGUAUGCGGAACUGAUAUUGGAGAAGGAGAAGCAGGAAGUUGAUUUCAAGGACCAGUUACAGGAUAUAACGGCCGCCAAAGAAGACGCUAUUGAGCGCCUGACUAUUCACUACGAGAACAAGAUCGAAUCAUUACACGGCAUCCUGGAGCGCACUCAAAAGGAGUUCGGUGAUGCACAGCGAGAGCAUGAUGAGCUGCGACACCUGAUGGAGGAGGAUGCCGAUAUGGAAAUUGUCGAUAUCCGGGCUCGCUACGAAGCAGCCAUCUUUGAGUUGAAGGAUACUAAUAUGCGGCUGAAAGGGGAAAACGGAGUAAUGAAGAAGAAAAUCAACAACCUGGUCAAAGAUAUUGAUGACCAUAAAGCGGAGGUCAUGAAGUACCAAGCGGAUUUGACAAAACAGCAGAAUGUGUCGAAGGGAUUGGAGAAAGAGAUCGAGUCGUGGAAGAAGGAAUUGAAAGAACGGGAGGAAAACAUUCAGGAUAAGGAGAAGCGCAUUCAUGAGCUGAAGAAGAAAAACCAGGAGCUAGAGAAGUUCAAGUUUGUUCUUGAUUUUAAAAUCAAAGAAUUGCGCAAACAGAUAGAACCAAAGGACGAUGAAAUCCUGGAGCAAAGUCGGAAUAUCAAAGAGCUAGAAGAAAAGAUGGCAGAGCAAGAUGACAAACUACAGGACCUGAAGGGAACUAUCCACAGCAAGAAUAACGCACUGGAACAGACCAGAAAAGAACGCGACGAAACCAAGCUUAAGCUUAAAGAACAGGAAACAUUUGUGCGUCGCUUUCAAGGUGACAUGGAACUGGCAACCGAAUUCAUCAGUAAUCCCACAAAGCUGCGCGAGACAUUUCUUCGUAUUGUCGAUAGAUACGUCCGCCUUGGCGGUAAAACUACAAAGUCUGUGGCCAGUGACGAUUCCACGCGAGCCCAGCGCUUAGAGCGGGAAGUGAGCGAACUGAAGGGCGCCAUCAGCGACACCAAAGCCCUAUACCAGCGCAAACUCGAAGUGCUCUCUCGAAAACUCUGGAAAAUGAUGCAGCAGAACACCAGCCUCAUCGAAGAAAUCAACAUGUUCCGCCAGGAGGUCACAGCCCUGCGCACCCGGUUGCAGCUCCUAGACACAGCCGUUCAAGGCGCUAAUCCACGAGCCAAAACCGACUUUGCCAAGAUUCAGUCGCUGUUGAAGGAGAUCGAGACACUACGCAUAGAGGAUCUGGAGAAAGAUGGAACGCUUGAAUUAUACAGACAAGAAUUACGGCGCCUGCACUUGUUGUUCAUCUUGAUGCGAGCGGUGGUCAAUAACGACCACAGUCCCGGUGUACAGGAGCUGGUGGAGCGACUUCAAGACGUCAAACUGCCUCCGGUUGUGGGUCCGUCAAAGAUAGAUGCAGUAGCACAGAUGGUUACCGACAAAAUCCGUGCUCGAGUGGUCGAUGCGUGUACAACUCCUUUACCGUUGAGAACCAGCGUCGUGCCAGAAAUCAAGACCCAACCACCAGCACCGGUUCGGGAAACUGUUGAAGCAGAAGGACGAAAAAGAGUUUUCUUUCCACCCACGCUUGCAACCGACCUGGUUGUGCCGCCAACUACCGCUGCUGUCGCAAAAGUAUUGCACGUGGAUACUGUUCAGAAUGAAUCCAUCGAGCCGAAAGCUUUUAGUGAAACAGAAACCGUUGCCACUGUUAAAAUGGAUACAGCAGAUGCUGUAGAGGCCACCGCAACAGUAAACCAAGCAAGCGCUAUUGACACAUCUGUGGAAGCUCCGGUCGCAAACGAACCGCAUCAGGUUGCUGCGACCGAUACACCCGGAAACAACACACCUGCUUAAUUUGAAGUUGCGAAUCACUUUUGCAGAGGUUGCCUUGGCUUACGUUAAUCCAAGAGAGGAUUAGGCUAAACUGAAGCGACUUGGGCAGGCAGGGCAGUUCUCGGAGCGCGACCUUGGAAAUAUCACGCAUAACUUCAGCGAAGUGUCCAGCUGAAAAGCUGAAAUGCAGGGAAUUUUUUAACGCUUGCUGUGCUAUUUUGCACUCAUAGAGUAUUACAAAAAACUGUCGACUGCUUGAAUGUCCCAAAUUUUGCUACAUCCUGCAGUAAAUAUCAGUACGAACUGCUAACGAUUUACAACUUUACAUUAUCAAACGAGAAGUUUUGAUACAUGGUUAGUUUUACUAAUAACGGUAAUUACCUAUUUAUUUUUUGGUGGUCUCUUCUCGUCCUAUUAUAUUUAUCGCGCUUUAUGUGCAAGA
Molecule: messenger RNA, 4933 nt
Organism: Paramacrobiotus metropolitanus
Lineage: Eukaryota; Metazoa; Tardigrada; Eutardigrada; Parachela; Macrobiotidae
Product: cilia- and flagella-associated protein 57-like
Exons: 6
Coding region: 403-4512 (1369 amino acids)
Molecular function (GO): protein binding
Source: RefSeq, a predicted model, not a curated record